AUGGAGCUGGUGGUGUGGGCAGGCGGGCGCUGGCGGCGCGUGUGCGCGGCGUCGGGGCGCGUGUGCGGCUGGCGGCGGCAGGCGCGGCUGGUCGAGGCGCGCGGCGGAGCGCUCACGCAGCUGCCGCGGGCCGCGUUGAAAGCCGUGCGCCGCGGGCCGCGCCUGCCCAGGCUCAGGACCGCUGACAACAAGCCUCGUUUCAAGGUGCCGCUGGGCCGGCCUGCUGCUCCGGACCACAGAUACAAGUGCGACGCGAGCGUGCAGACGGACUCUGAGCCGGUGCGCGGCCGCCCCGCCGGCGCGGCCGGCCUCGCUGACAAGGAGAACGCCGGCCAGCCGCGACACGCCAGGUCCAUCAGAAGCGUCAGCACUGAGAUACUGGAGCUGCGCAACCCUAACCGACAACCUGGACCUGACCAACAAGAAAAUGGACCUGGCCGACUGCAAAAUGGACCUGGCCGACUGCAAAAUGGACCUGGCCGACUGCAAAAUGGACCUGAGCGACUGCAAAAUGGACCUGUGCAAUCAAUGGAAGCAAAACCACCUCCGUUACAACGCAUAGAGCAUCCGUUCCUCAAGGGCAACAAGUGUUGCAACGUCGCCAGCCAACAAUCCCACUCACAACAUACCCUCGACGAGUUUCCAGUUAAGGAGCUGAUCAUUGACGAGGAAGAUGUCCUGCUGCUGCGCAACUACAUCGUCAGGAACAAGACAAACAUCGACAUCGACCGCUUCGACCGCGACGACGGGUACAAGACGCGCGUGUUCUUCAAGAUCAACCCGCUGGUGCGCGUGCGCAGGAGCGAACACAUCGACAACAUGCUGCGGGACCCCGACAACAAGCAGGCGACGUUGCAGUUCGCGCGACAACUCGGGCUGCGCUCCACCGCGGAUAGCGACAGCGACAUAGCCCGCGACAUGGCCCGCGACAAGCGGCCGCGGAGGACACGCGCCGCCAGCAGGAGGCUCGUGCCUGGAGACGACGGCCACCACACCAGGACACGCGCCACCAACAAGAACGCAACAGAAGUCAGUGACAGUGAUGAGAGUGACAUGUUCACGUUGGAGCGGUACCGCCGGCGGGGCAGCGACGAGGAGAACCGCAGGCCGCGGGGGCAGCCGGGGGCGGAGGCGCGGGGGACGAGGAACACGGCCUCGCUGCCGGCGAAGCGAGCCGUGUUCGUGGCCAGGAAGCCGCCGCGGCCCGGGCGCGAGUACUCGUCGCUGGAGGACCACGCCAUCGUGUCGUGGCUGAGCGCCGCGCCGGACCGCGAGCGAGCCGUCAACGGGAACCGCGUGUGGCGCGACCUGCAGGGGACCUACACCUCGCUCACCGGACAGACGCGGUCGUGGCACUCGCUGCGCAACCGCUACCUGCGCUACAUCCUGCCGGCGCUGGGCGCGCUGGCGCUGCCGCCGCACCAGCAGCGCCGCCUGCGGGCGCACGCUGCCAUCGGCUCCAUCAAGCACCGCCGCCGCCAGUCGCGCCGCAACAGCGCGCUGUACGUGCCGCCCGUGCGCAGCGCGCAUGCGCGCCGCCCGCGCUCCCCCGCGCCCACGUCGCCCGCCGCACACACACGAAGCUCGUCCCCGUCUCCUGUGCGCCGCGAGCUGCGCUCCAGCCUGCGCCGGCCCGGCUCCCCCAAGGCCCCCGGCUCCCCCCGCGAGACCCCCGGCUCCCCCCGCGCCGCCCCGCCCCGCCCGUCCUCCCCCCAGAGCUACUCGGAGCUGAAGCGUCGGUUCGCGCUGCGCCACCGCUCCACCCCGCAGGACAGCCCCAGCAUCACGGCGACGCAGCCCGGUGGCGUGUCCCCGCGGCCGGCGCCCAAGCGGCGGCGGCUGUACAACCCCGCCGCCUAGCCCGCGACACCGGCACUACACGCCGGGACUCCACAGCGGGGUGGGCACGGGCUAUUAUUCCUGUCCAUCAUCAGGCUUUGUUGUUCGGAAGCGUUAAGCCUUUGGUCCCGGUUCCUACUCACGUAGUAUGAGUCAGGGGCCCUUGG
Messenger RNA from Pectinophora gossypiella (pink bollworm), 2006 nucleotides. RefSeq lists its product as uncharacterized. Lineage: Eukaryota; Metazoa; Arthropoda; Insecta; Lepidoptera; Gelechiidae. The transcript has 12 exons. The coding region runs from base 1 to 1860 and encodes 619 amino acids. The record is from RefSeq and is a predicted model, not a curated record.